AUGAAACAGAAUCAUCAGCAGCAGCAGCAAGGAAGGCAACACCACCUGGAGCAGCUGCAGCAGCUGCAGCAACACCAAAAACCAACACAGCUGCAGCAGCAGCAGCAGCAACAGCAGCAGCAGCAGCAGCAGCAGAUGGAGAGGGAGGAUCGUUUGGUGAAUCAUCAUCCUUCCCAUGCUAUUUUUGUGGUGGCAGUUGUCGCGAUCUGA
Molecule: messenger RNA, 210 nt
Organism: Eimeria mitis
Lineage: Eukaryota; Apicomplexa; Conoidasida; Eucoccidiorida; Eimeriidae
Exons: 1
Coding region: 1-210 (69 amino acids)
Source: RefSeq, a predicted model, not a curated record